AUGUUUCGGAAGUCUGGCCGCUGCUGCAUGAAAUACGCCAACCUGGAGCUCACCACCAGAGGAGAGUUUCCGCACGGAAUGAAGGAGCCUGGGUUUGUGAAGAAACUGGACAAGAACAUUCCUUGGUACUUUUCGACAUACCGCUCAAUGUAUCACUGGCCUAUCGCUGGAGAAGGUUGGAGCGAUCUAAACGAACCCGAAAAGCACCACGAUCUUCAUAUGUACUACACACUGGCGUGGUGGAAACUCGGCGAGGGUAUUUUCGAUGCUGACGAUGAGGAUCGCUGA
Molecule: messenger RNA, 288 nt
Organism: Leishmania braziliensis MHOM/BR/75/M2904
Lineage: Eukaryota; Euglenozoa; Kinetoplastea; Trypanosomatida; Trypanosomatidae
Exons: 1
Coding region: 1-288 (95 amino acids)
Source: RefSeq, a predicted model, not a curated record